AUGCUCUUUUUCACUCUUUUUUUUCCUUUCUCUCACUUCUUGUGGCACCCAAUUCAUCCUGUUUUACAUUUACACUUCUCAUCAUCAUCAUAAACCCACCUUUCAUUCUUGUGAAUUUUUUUCCUUAUGUACUUUCAACUACAUCACUACCAAGGACAGAAGUUAGGUGUGAGUAAGCCCUUUCUAAGUAAUGGGUAUUGAUCAUGAACUAAAUAUUAUUGCUCUAUUAAAACUUUGGUUAUAAUCUUGUCAGUCCCUUUUUUUGUACAUUUUUCAUAUUCAAGGUGAUAUUUUUACUUCAACCCUCUUUGCAAAAUCCUAUCUUGCAGUCUUGUAUAGUCUAAAGUUUGCUAUUUGAGAGGUUAUAAGAGGGAAAGUAUGAAUCUUUCUCUUACAUAUGUCCUUAUUUUGUUGGUUUUGUGAUGGUGGGUAAGAAUGUAUAUUAGUUUGGGUCAGUUUUGAAUCUGGGUUUUGUUAAGUUUUAGUGUUUUUAAGUUUUUCUUGAAGAAUGGGUAAAAAAGGAAGAAUUUUUACUAAGUUGGUUCACUUGUUAGAGUAAGCCCAUUGAAUUUAGGAGAUUGAUAUAUAUAUGUGUAUGUUGCUUGGAUUUUUCCUAUUCAAUGCUCAAUCUUGUGAACUAGGCUUGUGUGAUGGAACCCCCAAAUCAUAUAAUAAGAUGUUUUCUAAGAUGGGUUUUGAAUUGGAAGGCUAAAUUUGUAGCAAAGUUUUUGAUAAUUGCUAUAAUUUCAGAUUUGUGGUGGUUGGUUUCUGGUUUAGGUUCUAUGUCAUCUAUAGCUGUUUCAUAUGGUGAAAGUGGUCCUGUAUUUUGUGGGUUAAAAUCAGAUGGGUCACAUUUUGCAGCCUGUUAUGGUGCAAAUGCAGCAAUACUUUAUGGAACUCCAGCCCAUCUGAGUUUUGUGGGUUUAACUGGGGGUGCUGGGUUUGUAUGUGGACUUGUAAUGGACACAUACCAACCAUAUUGUUGGGGAAGUAACGACUUUAUUCGAAUGGGCGUUCCUCAGCCGAUGAAUAAGGGAUCUGAGUAUGUUGAAAUCAGUGCUGGUGAUAAUCAUCUUUGUGGGUUAAGGAAACCUUUGACAGGAAAUCUUAGGAACACUUCAUUGGUUGAUUGUUGGGGUUAUAACAUGACUUCAAAUUAUGUAUUUGAAGGGGAAAUCAAGUCAAUAUCUUCUGGUGCAGAAUUCAAUUGUGGGUUAUUUGUUGAAAAUCAAACAGCAUUUUGCUGGGGUGAUGAGACAAGCAGCCAAGUAAUUAGGCUGCUACCUAUGAAGAUGAAGUUUCAAAUGAUUUCAGCUGGCGGGUAUCAUGUUUGUGGGAUUGUAGAAGGGGUGCAAUCUAGGGCUUAUUGUUGGGGGAAAAGUUUGAACAACAAUGAAGAGAUAUCAGUUGGUUUUUCAGGACAAGGAAAUGUAGAUAUCCCCCCAAAAGUAUCAUUCCUUUCCAUAGUUGGGGGAAAGUUCCAUGCUUGUGGAAUUCGAGAUUCAGAUCGAGGAGUUGUUUGUUGGGGUAGUUUCAUAGACAGAAGCAUACCGGCUCCAGGAGAUGCAAAGGUUUAUACAUUAGCUGGUGGAGACUAUUUCAGUUGUGGCAUACUGAUCCAAAAAUCUCUUACACCAAUGUGUUGGGGAUAUGGGUUUCCGACCUCUCUUCCAGUGGCAGUCUCCCCUGGUUUAUGCAAAACAGGAGCUUGUGAUGCUGGUUAUUACGAAUUUAAGCCAGGGCACGCAACGUGUAAGAACCCGAGUGGUCGUAUAUGUUUGCCUUGUUUGUACAACUGCCCAAAAGAUAUGUUUCCUACUGGUGGAUGUAGUGAAGAAAAUGAGAAUGAGUGUGCAUAUAACUGUUCAAGUUGCGCGUCAUCUGAGUGUUUGGCAAAUUGUUCAAGCAAAAUUGGUGGAAAGAAGUAUGGGUUUUGGGGAAGUCAGGUUGCAAUCAUAGUUGCAGAGGUUGUUUUUGGUGUGUUGUUGGUUACAGUAGUAUUUUUUAUAGCAGUAUUAUAUGUUCGAUACAGGCUUCGAAAGUGUGAAUGUUCGAAAAGAAGAGGGAAGAAUGGUUCAGGGUCGCCAAGGGAUAACCCGAAGAUAAGGCCUGACAUGAAGAUGAGAAGGGCUAAGGUUUUCAGGUAUGAAGAGCUGGAGAGAGCCACGAGUGGAUUCAAAGAGGAAACAAUAGUGGGCAGGGGAAGUUUCUCAUGUGUGUUCAAAGGGGUGUUGAAAGAUGGCACAAUUGUAGCUGUUAAGAGGGCUAUAGUCACCUCUGAUCAAAAAAAGAACUCCAAGGAAUUUCACACAGAACUCGAUUUACUGUCAAGAUUGAACCAUGCCCAUCUCCUGAAUCUGCUUGGAUACUGUGAAGAAGGGGAAGAAAGGGUGUUGGUUUAUGAGUUCAUGGCUCAUGGGUCUUUGCACCACCAUCUCCAUGGAAAAGACAAGUCACUUAAGGAGCAAUUAGAUUGGGUUAAGCGAGUCACUAUCGCUGUCCAAGCAUCACGAGGGAUCGAAUACUUGCAUGGUUAUGCUUGCCCUCCUGUCAUACACCGAGACAUUAAAUCAUCCAACAUUCUCAUUGACGAACACCAUAAUGCACGAGUUGCUGAUUUUGGACUUUCUCUCCUUGGCCCUGCAGACAGUGGUUCCCCCUUAGCCGAGCUCCCUGCAGGAACUCUCGGCUACCUUGACCCCGAGUACUAUAGACUUCACUACCUUACUACUAAAUCCGAUGUCUAUAGCUUUGGUGUUUUGCUCUUGGAAAUACUUAGUGGUAGAAAGGCCAUUGAUAUGCAUUUUGAACAAGGCAAUAUUGUUGAAUGGGCUGUUCCUCUUGUCAAAGCCGGCCAUGUUUCUGCCAUCUUGGAUCCUGUUCUUAAAUCUCCCCCACCCCCUCAGUUCCAAGCUCUCCGAAGAAUCGCUAAUGUCGCUUCUAAAUGUGUCCGUAUGAGAGGCAAAGAUAGACCAUCCAUGGACAAAGUCACUACCGCUUUGGAGCGAGCCCUUGCUCUUCUCAUGGGUACCCCUUCUAGUCACCAGCCCAUUCUACCUACUGAGGUUGUUCUUGGAAGCAGUAGAAUGCACAAGAAAUCUUCCCAACGAUCUUCUAAUCCUUCUGAAACUGACAUUGGCUCAGCCGAGGAUCAACCAUUCGAGUUUAGAGCACCCUCAUGGAUUACAUUUCCUAGCGUCACUUCUUCUCAGAGAAGAAAAUCUUCUGUUUCUGAAGCCGAUGUUGAAAAUGCCAAGCUUCCCGACACUAAAAACUUAGGUACCGCCACAAAUGGGGUCGAGUUGAAUAGCUUAGAAGAGGAAAUAGGACCUGCUUCUCCACAGGAAACCUUGUUCUUGAAGCAUAAUUUCUAGAAUGAAUUUCAUUACUAUUGUUUCUUGCAUAACUUUAUUCAUAUUUUUUCAAUCAUGUAAAGAAGAAUCAAGAAUGGGCAGAGAGAUCUAUGUAAUUCUUUUAGAAUUAUUAUUAUUAGAAUGAAUUAUUAUUAUAGCUUCUAUGAGCGGGAUAUAUUAGGUGUAAUGAUAUAUGAUGGGCCUAAAUUCAUAUAUUCCGAAGUAAAUCCUUCUUUUUAGGCAUCAAGCAACUACCUAGGCUUAGUU
Molecule: messenger RNA, 3620 nt
Organism: Amaranthus tricolor (Joseph's coat)
Lineage: Eukaryota; Viridiplantae; Streptophyta; Magnoliopsida; Caryophyllales; Amaranthaceae
Product: serine/threonine-protein kinase-like protein ACR4
Exons: 1
Coding region: 651-3374 (907 amino acids)
Biological process (GO): protein phosphorylation
Molecular function (GO): ATP binding; protein kinase activity
Source: RefSeq, a predicted model, not a curated record